UUAGCCGCUUCCCAGUUGUGUUCUAGUCGAAUAAAUUCUUUUAUAAUUUAAUUUUAAGAGGAACAGUUGAUUAUUUGGUGCACGGAGUUUACAGUCAUAGAUACAGAUGAACCAACUCAUAAAACGCGCAAUUUCUGUCAGCGGACGAUCGUCAUUUAUCUGUCUCGUAAGGAGAUUCCGCGUGUCUUCUCAAAACAUGGUUAUCGCAGUAGGUGACAAGCUGCCCACAGUUGAUCUUUUUGAAGAUUCUCCUACAAAUAAGGUGAAUCUUGCAAAAAUUGCAUCUGGGAAAAAAGUUGUAGUUUUUGCAGUACCAGGAGCUUUCACUCCAGGAUGUUCAAAGACACAUCUUCCUGGUUAUAUACAAAAGGCUGGAGAUUUAAAAUCUAAAGGAAUAGCAGAAAUCUUUUGCAUUUCUGUAAAUGAUCCAUUUGUCAUGGCAGCAUGGGGUAAAGAACAUGGAGCAGAAGGCAAGGUACGCAUGUUAGCAGAUCCAGCAGCUCAGUUUACAGAUGCAUUGGAACUAUCUGUAGAUUUACCAGUGUUAGGUGGAAAAAGAAGUAAACGCUACUCAAUGGUUCUUGAAGAUGGAGUAGUUAAAGAAAUAAAUGUUGAACCUGAUAAUACAGGACUUUCAUGCUCUUUAGUAGAAAAUAUUAAAGUUUGAAAUGUAUGUCAUUAAAUAUUACAUAGAAAGCUUACUAAAAAGCUUAUAGACUGAUACUUUAAUUAACU
Messenger RNA from Habropoda laboriosa, 735 nucleotides. RefSeq names its product peroxiredoxin-5, mitochondrial-like (gene Prx5). Gene Ontology annotation, biological process: hydrogen peroxide catabolic process; cell redox homeostasis; cellular response to oxidative stress. Lineage: Eukaryota; Metazoa; Arthropoda; Insecta; Hymenoptera; Apidae. Gene Ontology annotation, cellular component: cytoplasm; mitochondrion; peroxisome. The transcript has 4 exons. Gene Ontology annotation, molecular function: thioredoxin peroxidase activity. Bases 107 to 667 code for a protein of 186 amino acids. The record is from RefSeq and is a predicted model, not a curated record.